This is a messenger RNA of Babesia bovis T2Bo, 2119 nucleotides long. RefSeq lists its product as uncharacterized. The coding region runs from base 31 to 2109 and encodes 692 amino acids. The record is from RefSeq and is a predicted model, not a curated record. The transcript has a single exon. NCBI's taxonomy places the organism in Eukaryota, Apicomplexa, Aconoidasida, Piroplasmida, Babesiidae.
CAUAACAAAUAUCAAGCAGCAAUUUCCAACAUGGGAACCAACGGAAUGAACAUGUCAGCAGCAUCACCACUGGGAUGCUGCAAACCGAAAGAUGAAAGAAGAAAUGUAACACCGGUCUUUAGGCAGCAGUAUAUCAACGAUAAUGGAAAAAUGAAAUUGACAAUGCCACUGUCACCACUACACUACAUCACAUCAUCAAACUACUACGCAAACGAUCACAGAAUGCCAAUACAACAUAAUCCAUGGGAACAAGCACACGUAGUACAACAAAUGCCAUACCCAGUAGCAUAUGAACAGCAAGUGUCCAACACAGGAUCUAAACAAACAGGAGAAAACUACUACGUAUACAACAAUGAACCUGUCGGAAAUAAAAGGAUGACAACACCAAGUAUGCAUAUCAUGACACAGACACAGUAUAGACAACAGUCGGCACAAGUACAUAAUGAGAAUAGUAUAAUCAAACAAGAAUCAUACAAAAACGUUACAACGCAGUGCCAAAAGAUAGAACCCACUGAAGUCCUACAAAUGCUAACCAAAAUAGAAGAACGUAUUAUUAACAUUGAGUCGACCUGUAAGCAAAAUGCGGAUAAAUUGGAUACUUUGGUAUCAAUUCUUGAGAAUGUGAAAGUCGAACAAGAAAUGGAAACACAAACAAUGAUAAGUAGUUCACAUACAGAGAGUAUACCACUUGACCAAGAAAUUGCACUAGAUACCAUGCAAAGUAAAAUAUCACAGGGGUCACAAACUGUGUCAAAUGGUUCUAUCAACAGCAAAAUGAAUUCACAAGAUAGCUACAAAUGCUUUGAUACACCAAUGCCAUCAUUUAAUCAACAACAACAAGAUGAAUAUGGAUCAAAGGUGUUCGAUGUAUCACAAGAAUUGAAAAAAUCUAAUGAUAUGAUAGAACGCUUUCUGUCAGGUGGUAGUGCUACAUUAGAUGAUAACAGAAGUAUCAGCCUCCAACAUGAAAGCAUGGAACUCUCAAUGUUAUCAGAAAAUAAGGAACCCGAAGUAACAAUGAAACAAGAAUAUGAACAUCUAACAGAUACAUAUCAAAAAUAUGCAAGUUCAGAAAGCCUAAACUGCAGUGUCAAACCCAUUGUAACCACAGCGUCAAUGAUACCAGAUGAAUGCAGAAAGAGCAAUGCACUUGACAACCUGGGAAGGAGAUUCCAAAUGUUAAUGCACUCAUUGGAACAAAGUGCCAAGGAAGCAGCUAAACACAAUGUGAGCUUGCAAAUUAGAGAACCUGGUGAUGCCCAGAAAUCUGCCAAUAAUGUGGAACACAAGGAAAGACAAAUGCUGGCACUAGAAGAAGAGGUAAACAAUACGAACCAGGAUUUCAAUCCACAAAAGGCUCUAUCAAAUGAAAGAUACUAUGACGGUACAUUAGUAAUCCCAGGAAGCCAACAGAUGGCACUUCAGGAACAAGCAAGUAGAGACCAGUCACUAGUCAUCCCAGGUAGCCAACAAAUGGCACUUCAGGAGCAAGCAAGUAGAGACCAGUCACUAGUCAUCCCAGGUAGCCAACAAAUGGCACUUCAGGAGCAAGCAAGUAGAGACCAGUCACUAGUCAUCCCAGGUAGCCAACAAAUGGCACUUCAGGAACAGCAGAGUAGGGACCAGUCACUAGUCAUCCCAGGUAGCCAACAGAUGGCACUUCAGGAACAGCAGAGUAGGGACCAGUCACUAGUCAUCCCAGGUAGCCAACAGAUGGCACUUCAGGAACAAGCAAGUAGGGACCAGUCACUAGUCAUCCCAGGUAGCCAACAAAUGGCACUUAAUGAACCAAACAGCCUAGAUGAUACCUUAGCGAUUGGUGGUGAGCAGCAAAUGGCUCUCGCAGAUGAAGAAUUUGAAGAUGGUACGUUGGCUAUACCCGGCGAUCAGCAGGUGGCGGUCACAGAACAAGAUUAUGGAGCCCAAGAAGAACGACUAGUAGUUGAACACUACCCAUCAAGAAGUUCAGGAAUUAGCAAACAAAGUAACAUGUCAAAUGUCAUGAGAGCAGCAUUCCUACCAAAAACAAGCACAGAAAGCAUCUCCGUUUCAGUGAUGCAAGAAGAUGAAGAUCAAAAUAUGCUAGAACGUAUAGACUCAAUACCCUAAAAGUGUGAUC